CUCUAACUUACAGUCCAAGAUAUUCCUCAGCUUUGACAUUUUGCCUCCAAAGUACUGUGAACGCAUUGCUUACUGGGGCAACAUGCCUCCAUCGAACCGACAUUCGAACAAAAGCUUUUGUGCAUAUUUCAUAUGUUACCUUACUUUCGUCCUAUUUCAUUUGCCAAAAGCAAUGGCAGCAGCCAAUGACAGGAUUUCUCGAGACAGCCUCACCCAAUCGUUGGCAUAUGAUGCCACUACGAAUGAAGGUGAAAUAUUUACAAAACAAAAUAUAGUAUCGGCACUGAGGUCUCAGAGAGAUUUGGCCAUCAACGUCAGUAUCAAUCGCAUUCAAUGGCCGGCCAUAAGCCUUUCAUCAAGCUUCUUCGGCAAUAACUACACGGAUUCCAAGCUGCAGGGCCUUAGCUCGGUAAUGGGCUCAGGAUACCGGAGACUGGUGUUGGACCUUUACUGGCGAAGUGACCUUGGGAAUUGGCAACUAUGCCCUGAAAUUAUUCCAGAUACUACCUCCACUCAACGUAUGCUAUUAAACCCUAACCUACUCGGUGGGCUGAAUUCGCCUAACCGUACGGUUACACGACCAUUACCGACUAUCUCCACCACAUCCUCCAAUGCCACACAGUCGACUACCUCUUAUCGACCUUUAAUUGCCAAAGACUUAAAUUUUAGAGAAGCAGUCUUCUCUAGAGAAGAUGUAGUGAUAUCCUCCUAUACUUGUACCCCCUGGAUUACAUUUCGCCACUUUAUGCAAGCUCUAGAUGGGUAUUUAGGCAGCAUUGAACCGAUAAGAAAUCCAGAGAAUACCGAUGUAUAUAUUCUUAUUCUCAAUCUAAACAACCUCAAUGUCACCACCAACAACAAUAUUCAGUCAGUCAACACCAACUCCACAUGGCUAGACUCCAUGUCAGCCAAUCAAUCGCUUAGCCUGCAACAAACAAUCCAGUCCUCCGUUGGACAGUCGCUUGCCAGUACUUCCAAAAUAUACAAACCACCAAAUCUGACCCAGGAUAGAGCUAAUUUAACGGUUUCCUUUAAUACUACGGGAAUGCCAUAUUUCACUACUGAAGACAAUCCAAAUACGCAAACGCUCACAACCCAGACCGGAUGGCCGCCGUGGUCCUACCUCAUUGAAAACCGAUUCCAGCUGUUGGUUGGAUUUGGAAACAAUAACCUACCUACCAACACCAACUAUAAUACUACUGACGAUGCACAGUUAAUUUUCAACGAAGUGGAUUUAGGAGGUGGUUCGAUGAAUGUAGUCAAUGUUACAUCUAUGGAAGCUACUGGUUGGACCAAUUGCUCGGUUCCAGGUAGUAACAAUUAUAUGAUUCCAAGCGGAAAUGAGACCACUGAUCUCGUUGGAGGCAUUCCACCUGGAGGGAACGCCGUGUCUUGGUCUUGGGCCUAUAUGGUUGAUCAAGGCAAUCCCUUCAGUUAUCAAAGCGCGAACAAUGCGAGCGCAUGUGGUUACUCUCCAUACUUUACUGCCUCAAGUUACGCAGCCAAUUCCUACCCUGUUGCUUUGAAUGCCAGCUCAAGUAUAGGAAAUCCAAUAUUGUCAACUAUCUGGUCUUGGGAUGUUGGGCAGCCACCAUAUCUUAUGGGUAGCUUAAGAAAUGGCUCCAAUUUGCUAUGUGCAUCUGUUCAAGUUUCUAACGGCCGGUGGAAGGCUGCUGAUUGUGCCGCACUCUAUAAAGUGGCGUGUCGAAGUGUACAAGACCCAGAUUGGGCUUUGACAAGUGAUUAUUACUCAUACGAUCGCGCGGCAUCAUCUUGCCCUGAUAAAUUCAAAUUUGAGGCUCCUCGAACCGCUCAGCAAAACCACAUGUUGUUUAUGAUUGUACAAAAUGCCACUCGCAGUGUAGCAACCGCGACAAUACAGAGUACGGCUGAUCAAUUCGUCUGGAUCGAUCUUAACAAUGCCGGUGGUCAGGACUGCUGGGUGGUGGGCAAAAAUUCGACUUGUUGGUGGACUAACGGAUCCAAUGGAGAGUUCACUGGUCUGAUACAAACGUCAGCAGUCGCUGGUGUCAUCAUUUUAAUCUUUGUCAGCCUUUUCAUAUGGGUGAAGUGUACCCGCAUGUAUCGACAAAGGAAGGCCGGUAUCCGCAAAGGAAUUGUUAGUCGACUGAUUCAGGAACGCGAGUAUGUCACGGUUCCCGCUUAGCUUAGAUUUCUGCUCUCGAAACUUAAUGACUCCUUCCCUCUCUUGCUAACGCAAUGUACAUACUCGUUUAAAAUACUUUGAG
This is a messenger RNA of Umbelopsis ramanniana AG, 2249 nucleotides long. RefSeq lists its product as uncharacterized. The transcript has 4 exons. NCBI's taxonomy places the organism in Eukaryota, Fungi, Mucoromycota, Umbelopsidomycetes, Umbelopsidales, Umbelopsidaceae. The record is from RefSeq and is a predicted model, not a curated record. Bases 83 to 2167 code for a protein of 694 amino acids.